AUGGCAAUCCAUUUCACGCUCUUGUUGUCUCGACAAGGCAAAGUGAGAUUGUGCAAAUGGUACCACACGAAUAGUCAAAAGGAGAAGGCCAAGAUCACCAGGGAGUUGACCACUAUCAUUAUGGCCAGGAGAGCCAAAAUGUGCAACAUCUUAGAGUACAAAGACAUGAAGAUUGUGUACCGUCGAUAUGCAUCGUUAUUCUUUGUCAUGGGCAUUGACUCUCUGGACAACGGUUUGUUGGCUCUUGAGGUGAUCCACCGUUAUGUUGAGCAAAUGGACAAACUAUAUGGAAAUGUGUGUGAAUUGGACAUUAUUUUCGGGUUUGCUAAGGCCUACCAUAUAUUGGACGAGUUAUUGCUAGAUGGCUAUGUUCUGGAAUCGUCCAAGAAAGAAGUGGUCAAAAAGGUAUCCCAGCAGGACGAGUUGGAGAAUAUGGAUGAGUUCGAGAACAUAUUGGCAUAG
Sungouiella intermedia is the source of this 462-nucleotide messenger RNA. NCBI's taxonomy places the organism in Eukaryota, Fungi, Ascomycota, Pichiomycetes, Serinales, Metschnikowiaceae. The record is from the annotation of a GenBank genome assembly.